GUUAGCCCGGCCCGCACACUUGAACAUGCGCGUAAACGCCGUGACGUGACGCCGGUCAAUUUGCAGUUGGAAGUUUACGUACUAAGGUAUAGCUAGUCCAAAGUGCAAUGUUGCUGGUAUUGUUAAUAGUUCUGCUGCCGCUGGCGUGGAUGGCUAUGUUCAAAUACAGGAGGAGGCACAUGUACAAGUUGGCCAGGCCUAUACCAGCGCCAGAGGUGGAAUUGCCCGUGAUCGGUAUCGCACACAAACUCAUGGGAAAUACUGAGGAUAUAAUGACCACACUAAGUAACUUCAGCUAUGAAUGCACGAAACACAAUGGUAUAAUCAAAGGAUGGUUGGGCCACAUCCUGUAUUUUGUACUGAUAAACCCUGCGGAUUUGGAAGUGGUGUUGAAGACUUGUUUGGAAAAGGAUGACCUUCACCGGUUCCUCAGGAAAGUUAUUGGAUAUGGAGGCAUAUUUGCACCAGUAUCAAUAUGGCGUCGUCGUCGCAAGAUCCUGGUGCCGGCGUUCAGCCCGAAGAUCGUGGAGAACUUCGUCGAGGUGUUCUCUGAGCAGAGUGAGCGGCUCGCCGAGCGGCUCGAUGCACGCGCUGACACUGGCACCUUCAGCAUAUGGCCGUACCUUAGCACGUACACUCUCGACUCUGUUUGUGAAACCGCAAUGGGCGUGAAAGUGAAUGCACAAGGAAACCCCAACUCUCCAUACCUGCUGGCGAUGAACAAGGUUUUGAACUUGGUCUGCGAGAGGAUCUUCCACUUGUGGCUGCAGCCAGAUUGGUUGUACCGCCUAUUCCCGCAGUACCCUGAACAUCAGCGGUGUGUGAAGAUCAUGCAUGACUUUACGGAUGAUGUAAUAAAGAAAAAACGAGAGGAAAUAAAGAAUCAGGGACAAAAUAAAACAAAAGACUACGACUUAGGCACUUAUAAAAGGAAGACAUUUCUGGAUCUACUGAUCAGUGUGUCUGGUGGAGGGGAGAAAGGGUACACUGAUGUGGAACUAAGGGAAGAAGUACUAACUCUAUCAGUAGCUGGUACCGAUACUUCCGCCGUGGCGGUGGGGUAUACUCUGAAACUGCUUGCCAUGUACCCUGCUGCACAAGAGAAAGUUUAUAAAGAGCUACAUGAAGUAUUUGGUGACUCAGACCGGCCUUUGACGAAAGAGGAUCUGAUGCAACUGAAAUAUUUGGAGAGAGUGGUUAAGGAGUCUCUCAGAUUGUACCCGCCUGUGCCUUUUAUUAUAAGGAAAGUCUUAGAAGACAUUAAAUUACCAUCUGGUCGUAUCCUUCCCGCUGGCUCUGGAGUAGUUUGCUCCAUCUGGGGGACCCACCGCGACCCUAAAUACUGGGGCCCCGACGCUGACAACUUCGACCCUGACCGAUUCUUGCCUGAGAGGUUCAACUUGGCCAAUACCUAUAGCUUCAUGCCCUUCAGCAGUGGCCCCAGGAAUUGUGUUGGAUAUCAAUACGCGCUGAUGUCAGUAAAGACGGCAGUAUCAGCAGUUCUUCGGCGAUACCGAGUAGUGGGCAAAGAAGAGACUAGUCCAGCUCCGACCAUCAGGGUCAAACUGGACGUCAUGAUGAAGGCAGUGGACGGCUACCAACUAGCUUUGGAGAGACGGCGACCGAAACCUACAGCUAACGGCACAUCUAAAAUUAUAAACUAGAUAAAUUCAGAAGCAAAUGUUUAAAACAUCGCAUAUGAAAUCUAAAACUGUAACAACUAAAAAAAAGAAAUUCGAAAAAUACUGAUUUGAAAGUUUGACAAAUUCAUAGUUCAGUAGAGUCUUCUAAGUAUAUAAUUAUUUCUGUUACACUACAUAAUAUAAUAUUGCUUGUCAGUUUAUGUAUCCUGUACUGAAUUUCAUUUGCGAUAUCUCUAACAGUAGUAAUGUACCUCUCAGUAUACGAGUAAGUUAUUAAUUCUUAAGCUUUAUAAUAAAGAUUUAUAUGUGAUAGUAAA
This is a messenger RNA of Pectinophora gossypiella (pink bollworm), 1960 nucleotides long. RefSeq names its product cytochrome P450 4d2-like. NCBI's taxonomy places the organism in Eukaryota, Metazoa, Arthropoda, Insecta, Lepidoptera, Gelechiidae. Bases 108 to 1664 code for a protein of 518 amino acids. The transcript is spliced from 10 exons. The record is from RefSeq and is a predicted model, not a curated record. Gene Ontology annotation, molecular function: oxidoreductase activity, acting on paired donors, with incorporation or reduction of molecular oxygen; monooxygenase activity; iron ion binding.